CAGAACUUGGAAAAAAAGUGUCAGUUCCAACGUAACUGCGACAUUGUGAGAGAGUUAAGCGAUUCCAUGUAGUGCGUGCACGUAAACGUGCAUUAACGACGGGAACUCGGGAUUUUGCACUUUUGUUCAGUCGGGUUGCUGUGUCGAGAUUUCGAAACGCAAGAUCAAAAGGCAAACGGCAAGAGAAGAUCAAUGCAUACGGCGAUUUUCUGCUGUGUAAUGUUUUAUCAGGUGAGCGAUAUACAACAAGCGAGAUGGACGAGUAUGAUAAGAAAUUCGCUGAGAUGCAAAAGUACAUUCCGUUUUUGGAAGCGAUGAUAGAGCGAUUGCAAAACGUUAAGGACAAAUCGCGAGAAAUUCAGCUGCAGAAAAUGCAAAGCCUACACGGGAUCCUAUCGAACAGCAAGAGAAAGCUGAAGAUCGAGACAUUGCAGCGAUGCGAAGACGUUCUGCAGAAGUUGCAUAACAAAGUAGAAAAGUUUCAGGGAAAUACACCCGGAUUGCAUUUUCCGCACAAGAAAAAUGAUGCUAGUUCUUCACAAUCUUCAAACAUGCCUGAAGACGUAAAGCCUCAACAUACAGAAGACGCAAUGGAGGACCGAGAAAUUCACGAGACGCCGGCCAGUCCGAGUCCCCCAGUUAGCCCAGACUCAGGUUCACAAGUUGCACCGAUAAUAAUUCCUACUGAACGUAGCAUCGAUUUCGAUGACAAAUCUGACAGCAAACCAGCUUCUCCCGAUCCUAUAGAAACUCUGCCAACGAAAGCACCCAUUAUCAUACCUACAGAGAGGACGAGCAAUGAUCUUACUCUCUCUCCGCAGCGUGGUUUGUGCAAGAAUACAGACGAUAUGUCGUUCACUGAAUGGGAAAUGCUCGAAGAAAAUGAAAAUCAAAUGUCAAGAAAUAAAAAUUGGCAGACUAUCAUUACUUCUAAUCAUGACGUGGCCUCCGCGGCCAAAAUGGUCGGAAAUAAUUUAUCUCAAAAGAUAAAUGAUGGGAGAACUCACGUAUCAAUACCAAUGCACUCUUCUCGGCAAGUACCGACAGUGUCAGUUCCCUCCUUGGGAGGUUCUAGGAGAUUAUCAUCGAUGUUGGAAAAGAAUCGGUUAAUGGGAAUGAAUAUAGACCAGGUUCCAUCAGAUUCUAGCUCGGAAUUACCGGUAAACGUGUCUGAUGCAAGGUUAAAGUCACCAGACUCGGAAAUCUUGUUUCCAAAAAUCUAUAAGAACGCACCACUGAGACUAAAGGAUACGAUUUCAAGACCUGGUUCAAAGCCAUCUGCACCAUUGUUACUUUCACCGCCUCCUGUUUUUACGGAACCGCCAUUGUCUAUGGAAGAUUUGGCGGAGCUGUUGAACGAGGAAGAUGACAACAAGAUGGAGAAGAAGGGCGAUAGAUCAAGGGAGGAUUUAGGCAAGUUUAAAAAGGAUAAACUGGAAUUGAAUGCGUUAAGUGCAAAUAACAAAGAUACAAAGGCGUCCAAAUCAUUUUUAUUGUCGCAAGAAGAUAUUGAUAGCGAAAGCGAGAGACGUUGGGAGGAAAUAGACAAGCAUAUAGUUAAGUUAACUAGUAGGAAAUGUCUACCCAGUGGUUCAAGUGCUACUUUAAUGACAAAAGUGGAAGCUCUAAAAUCUAAUGAAACCAAGGGACCAAGUCAAGUUACUGUAGGUCACGGCUCUAGUUCGUUUAUGACGAAUACGUUGGUUGAUAACAGAAAUCGACCACCUUCUCCUGGUUCCAAAACCGAACUUCGUUUCGCGGAUAACUACGAGCGACAUCCUCGCCAGUUACGUGAUCAACUCCAUGAUAAAGACAAAUCUAUCAUGCACGGCAUGCAUUGUCGACCUGAUGAUGAUAUGUCCAAUCAGGUCCCUAUACAUCAUGGCGGUUCGUUAAAACCGGAUGAUAGAAAUCCUGUGUUAUAUCAAAGACGUCAGGGAAACAUUGGUCCCGAAAUGAUACCGCCUAGAAUAGAUACGGAAUUCAGAAUGGAUGGUCCUGAAUACUUUAACAGGCAAAUACCGAAUCCAGGGCAUUGGACCUCUAUGCAUCCAUCGAACGAUUUUUGUAACAAUCAGUGGCCACCGCCUUCCAAUUUUAGUGGUAUGCCCAAUUCUCCUGCCCAAACGUACCAACAUUCAAUGGGCAUGCAUCAGGAGAUGUGGAAUGUAGGUCCCAACAGAGAAUCUAUUCAUUUAGACCCUCAUCAAAUGAACGAGAGUCAGUUGAGGUCUAAUCAGUUCUCUUCGAAUAUGAAUACUGGUAUCAGACCUUUAAUGAGUCCAAACACGAGACCUCAAGAUAUGAAUCAUAUUGCACGAUCGGACGAUGUGCCCAAUGUCGAUGUACCUAAUGUACCAACUAUACAGCCUUUAAUUUCGCCUACAAGAUUUCCUGUUGGGCCACAGUACAGGAAUUUUCAGAGCGAAAAUAGGCCUUAUGACCCGCCUUUUGAUAGAGGGAUGGAAUAUCCUCAUCAGAGGCAGCCAUGGGAUUCUCCAGUUAAUCGGCCAAAUGAUGUACCCUACAGAGCAGAGAAUGAAGUUCCUUGUGGGGUGAUGGGGCCUUCAGAUGGUCCUCCAGGGCCUUAUCCGAGGCCUAGUACACCCUGUCCUUGGAACAGAGAUAGGGAUCGUAAUGUAGGUAGAGGUCGUAACACGUUUUACAAUGAAAGAAAUAGAGGGGAACCCAGGAACAGUUUCAAUCGUGAUACUCGUAGACCCGAGUGGUCUAGAGACAAUCAUAAUGAAUGGGACAAUUGUAAUCGGUUCGGCAGGGAUGCCAGAAACAUAUCCGAUCGCGACCCACGGGUUCGCAUAGAGCACAACAUAAUGAAUCAGAGUCCCAACCAAACAAGAGAUAACGGCACUUCAGUGAGAGAUCCUCGAUUGGCUAAGGAUAAGCAUUUUUCCACUACCAAAGGCAAAGAUAGUAAUUUUAAUGAGAGAGAUCCUAGAAAACGUUCUACGGCACCGACUUUUGUAGCAUCAUCGUUCAGAAAGGGCAAAGAUAAACCUAAAUCACCGCCAAAACCAACAGAUAGUCAUAAACGUAUGGAUUCGGAGUGCAGUAAUAAGCAAACACAAGAAAAGACAUCAAAGGACAAAAUGCAGUCACCUUUGGAGAGUUUGUAUGGAGUCAUCGACACAAAAGCGAAAUCUGCGCAAGGAUAUUGUUUACAAAACUUCAAGAUACCUAAAAUAAAACGUAACGAAUCUUCGGAAUCACCUACGUCGAGUCACAUCUCUGAAGAAACUAAAGAGUCUCCUCCGGAAAAGCAGGAAAGUAAAAUUAAGAAAGAUAAAGAAGAUACUACUGCAGAAGUGAGCAGUAGCAGUGAUGGAAAUGUUACACUUGAAAAUUGGAACGAAAGUAAUAUUGCUGACAAAAAGGAAGAACUUAAAGAAGAAAACAUCGCUGGAGAAUCUGUAAAUGACAAAAAUAAUAUGAAUAUUGGUGAGCCAAAUACUAUAAGUACUACUUCUUCCAAAUCAUCCGUUAAUGCCGAAAAGCCUAAAAAAGAGGAAAUGGAAUCUGAAGGAUCCAAGUCGAAGGAUGAGGUAACUCAGGAAUGGAUAGAAGCUUUAAUCAAAAAGUCCUUUGAAUUUGGUGAAGGAAAGAAGUUUGUUGAACAAGCAAAAUUCAUGCAGAAACUGGGUGAAGUAUUACAAGCAAAGAAGCUGAAAAAAAUCAAGAAAAUAAUUGAAUCCGAGUCGGAGAGUAGUAGUUCGGAGAAGGAUGAUACUCCCGAGACAAAAAAGAUUCAGACGAGGAAAAAACGUCGAGUAAUUGUUUCGGACAGUUCUGAUGAAGAGUCUCUAGCUGAAAGACUUGGCGUACUAAAUACAUCAAAUAAAGAAUUAACUCAAGAUACAUCAGUAAAUGACCAAAAAGAAGAAGUAAACAAAAAUGUGGAAAAAAUAACUACAAAUAUCGUCUCUCCUAAUCCUCCGGAAAAGGAACUAGAAUCUAAAAAUUCUGCUAUGCAAGAAGAUACUUCAACUGUAAAAAGUCAAGACACUGUCCAAGAAAAGGAGUCAAAUAAUAAAACAAAUAUGGAAAAAGAAAGAAAUGACUUAGAAAUUUCUAAGCAGAUCAUUAAGGAGGAAUCAACUGAAGAUAAAGAAAUUAUUUCUAAAACACCAAAGAUUAAAGCAAAGCGGAGAAACUCUCUCGAAAUGUUGCAAGAAGAUAUUCGAGAAAUGUUUAUCAGUGAUGGUGUUGUAGCAGCAACUGGCCAUCGAUUGUGUAGAACACAAAAAGAAAAUCAAAAUAAUAUCAGUGCAAGCACUUCUAAUCAAAGUGCUACAACUACAAAGAAAGACGAAUCGAAUAAACGUGAUAUGGAUGUAGAGAUUGAAGUAGAAGAUAUACUAGUAGUUUCAACCAAACAAAAGAAACCUACAAAAUCACGUGUUUCUGAGGAAUCAAGUAAACCCAAAGGUAAAUCAAAGAAGGAAGUACAACGAAUCACUCGGCAGCGUUCAAAACAGUGUAAUCAGAGUUCAGAUAGUGAAGAAGAUCAGCCAUUAGCACUGAGAACAGAAAUAGUUCAAAUUCCCAGUUCACUGCCUAAUCAAGAACCAUGUACUGAUGAAUCUGAGGUAUUAAGACGGAGUAAACGUAUAAUUAAUAAGGAAGCGAUAAAGGAACCGCGUGUAGUUGUUGAGAAAACAGAUAUUUCUAAGUUGGAAUGUUCUAAGGUAAUGUUUGAUAGCUCAUCUGAUGAAAGUUUUGGAAUAGAUGUGUCUGAAUUGGCUGCAGCUGUGGAUAUUUCGCUCCAUCCAGAUAAGCAGCCAGAAUCCGAACCUACAGAACCAACAGAAAAGAAAAAGUAUAGCCAAACUUCUUCUAGAAAGUCUACAAGGAAAAAGGGAACUGAACUGACAAAUGAAAGUAAAGACGAUGUCCAAUUUACAGAUGAAGAAAGUAUUACUUCCGAUAUUUCGAUGUCAAGUAGCAUAGCUUCGGGGAAGAAAGCAGGUACUAAUUCAACACGAAUAGACACAGGAGCAAAUGAGAAGCUCUUGAGCAACAUUUUAGUAGGAUUAGUACCAAUAAAGAAUGACGUAGAUAAGGAUUCAUCAAUAAUAGAUAAGGAUUCGUCAGUAAUAGCUAAGGAUUCGUCAGUAAUAGCUAAGGAUUCGUCAGUAACAGAUAAGAAUUCGUCAGUAAUAGACAAGGAUUCAUCAGUAAUAGAUAAGGAUUCGUCAGUAAUAGGCAAGGAUUCAUCAGUAAUAGACAAGGAUUCAUCAGUAAUAGAUAAGGAUUCGUCAAUAGUAGACAAAGGAAGUGAUGCUGAUGUCGAUGAUGAUGUUAGCGAUCAAUUACCGGUUGAGUCUAAUACAAAGAAAUCUUCAACGAAGAAGAAAAAGAAAAAAUUUAAUUGGCAGAUGGGUAUCCUGUCUAAAAAGAGACGGAAAAAGACAGCUUCUCCCAAGGGCGAUUGUGAUCUUAAUACUAGUUCUGAGAUGGAUACUUCUAUCAAAAUGGUUAGUAACUCAGUUUCGAAAGACACAGGAAGCAAAGAAAGUAAUUCAUCCAACAAUACGAAUCAGAGCAUUCUACAAAAAUCCGCGGAUGAUGUUAAAGGUACUAAUUGCAGUCCGAUAUUUCAUGGUAAAAUAAAAGACCAAAAAGAAGAGAUAUCGUUAACAUGUAAUUCCACCGAGAAAAAAGAAUCUUUAUGCAAACCUGUUGUUAAUGAAAAUUUAUCGGAUGCUAAUGAUGUUAUAGAUGAAAAAGGUAAUGAAAAACUUGCCAGUAAUGUCGAAAAAAACGUCAUUAAGAAUAAAGACGAGCAGGAUAAAUCUUUUUCUGAUUUGGAUAUACAACAAUUAAUCGAGUAUGUUUGGACAGGACAAGAAAAGUACAAAUGCUUACUCUGUUUCUUCACAGGGAAAAAUAUUGUUCACCAUUAUAAAUUAAACCAUCCUGGAAAAGAAAUACUGAUUUCCAGAUUAAAAAUUUCGGAUGCUUUAUUAGCUAUUCAAGACGCAAAAGAUAAUAACGUAGAAGAUGAAUCAUUGAAAUCCCUUGCAGAGGAAACUUGCAAAUUUCGUUGUAGAUUUUGCUCUUUGUUUAUCGAAGGCGCUGCCAAAGUUGCAAUGGAGGCAUUUUAUGAGCAUUGUACCACUCACACAGGAGAAUACAGAUUUCAAUGCAAUAGUUGCCCUUAUCAAGCUGUAGCCAAAUCCUCCAUGAGGACCCAUUACUAUAAAGUAUGCCGUAAAUUUAAAGAUACUUUCGCUGACGCCAUAACUGAGCAUGAAAUACCUGACGAAAAUGGCAUUUAUGGUUAUUUGUGUUCAUAUUGUAAUUACGUUCAAUUAAAGAAGUCCAAUGUGGAAGAACAUGUUAAUCUGUGGCAUAAAGAUGUCACAAAUGGUAAGAUUAUUAAGAUAAACAUGUCUUUAUAUUCAGUUAAAAAAGAAGCUGAUGAACAAGUAGAUGUACCAAAGAAAAAGAUAAAAUUGGAAGUACUUCACCUAAGUUCAGAAAAAAAAUCAAUUAAAAAUGUAGAAAUUCCGCCUGAACAAAAAGAUGAUGACAUUACUGAAAUAGAAGUGGUAAAGAGCAAUAAAACUUCUGAUGAAAAUAAAAAAAUAAAAGAUAUACCUAAAGCUAAACCACAGGAAGAAGAUCAUUCCAAAGUACAGACUAUUAAUGAUGAAAAGACAAAAUCAUCACAGAUGGAUACAGAUUCAGGUUUGUCAUCAGGAAAUCUAAGUGUGUUCGUUUGUCCUCCAGAAUUGGAAAAGACGGAAGUGGAGAUUCAGCUAGAACGGAAGAGGAAAAUGCAAGAAAUUAUUCAAAAUAUUGGUAUUAGAUUGCAAAAGGAUGCAUCUAAAAAAGGUUUAUCUAUUAUAGAUAAAUUGAAGGAUAAAAUGAAAACUAAUAUGAUAGCAGUAAGUAAUGAAACUGAUUCUAAUGUAAUACUAAAUUCUCAGAAUAAAACACCAAUCAAUUCCAUGGAUUCAUUAACUUCGGCAUCAUCUCAAAAUAAUAUUACUGAAUUGCCUCAGAAUUCUGAGACUCCUUCCAUAGAAGAGUCAAAAAAAAAUAUAUCCUCGUCUGAAGAAACUUCAAACAAUAAACAACCUAAGGAUUGUAACUUACAGACACAACCUUUAUCCAGUAUAGACUGUGAUUCUCAACCUAUAUCUGAAGAAAAUCCAACGUCAAAAGUCAAGGAUCCAUUGGCAACAUUAGAUCAGAAAAAGAAUGACGAAAGUGACACAGAAAUUAGUGAUAACACAAAUAUAAAGGAUGUUGCUUCUAUUUAUGACUCUGAUUCUAGUAGUGAACAGUCAGAUAGCGAAAUGCCUACAGAUGUUAACAUGAUUUUGAAAGAAACUUCAAAUAUUAAUACAUCUUCCAAAGAUCCAAUGCUUACCACUAUUCAGAGGCUUGCUGCUCAACUUCAAGCAACAAAACCACUUGAAACAUGUAAAGAUGAAGUUUACUCUAAAUCUGAAGAAUCCAAAGAAGCUUCACUUUUUGGUUCUAUUCCCAAACCACCAGAUGUUGUUCCCAUAUCUAAUAUCAAAAAAUUUGUCGGGAAAAUGGAAAAUAAAUUCCACGAGAUAUCACAUGAACCACAUGAAGAUAAUAAUCCGCCUAAGAACUUCAUUCGAUUAAGACGUCUUAGUGGAGACAUAUUAUCAGUACCUAUACAGCCUUUAGAUGUUCAAGAAGAAUCACUAUCAAAGACCAAUCCGGGUCCUAGUACUUCAGAGAAAAAAAUGGAUUCUGUAUUAAAACCAGAUAUAGAGGAAGAGUGUUCAUUCUUAAAAAUUGAAAGUGUAGUUAGUCUUGCUCCAAGGAUUGAUAAUGAUAGUGUCGAAUACCCCAUUAUACAUGACAUAAGAAAAGCAAUGGAAACCUCUCCUAUAAAAAGCAAAGGUGUAUCUUUAUUGAAAAAAUCUAAUUCACCUCUAAUUUUAAAAAGACUCAAUACCGUGACUAUUGCACAACCAUUAACAAAAAAUAUCCAGGGAGUGCAAUCCACAUCAGAGACAGUGAAACUGAUACCAGUAAAGAGUCUGUCUCCUUCUCCAGUUUCUGUGUCUGCUUCUCAACUCACCACCAAUUUCAUUCCAAUUGCCCCAAAGUCAAAAAUUAUCCAAGUAGAUAAUAAAUUAUCUUUUCCUAUUUCUGCAAGUAAGAGUACAGUUGUAACUCCGGUGAAUGCACGAACUAUGAGUGUCGCUGGAUCGUCACAACAGCCAAAUUUAAAUUAUAAAAUUCUAAAAGUUGUUCGGACACCUGCAAUCAUAAAACCAAAAGAACCUGUAGCUCCAACGACGGCAGUUAAAUUAAAAUCCGCAGAUGCUUAUAAUGCAAUGUUAAAGGCUGCUAAAUUGAUUCAUUUGUAUAAAUGUAUGGCACGUGAUUGUCGCUUUACCACCGAUAUAUUGGCACAAUAUCAACAGCAUUAUCUUCAACAUGCUAAUGAGAUCGAGAAAAAAAAGGCGUCACCGCCAUAUGAUUAUCAGAAAUGUGCCUAUUGUUACAUGGUAUUAGAGGAUUGGAAUCAAAUGAAAAUACAUAUCGAUGAAAAACACGCGCAUUGUCGUUAUCAGUGCAUUUACUGUUUUUAUAGAGCUGUUGCACCUUCUUAUGUACAAAUACAUCAGACAAUAGCUCAUCCUGGCCAUCGUGGUAUAUUACUUGGUAAAUUAGUGAAAGAAAUACCAUUAAAAGAAGAAAUUAAUCGACAUGACAAUGUACAUCCUUAUGUGUGUCAACAUGAUUGUGGAAAAUUCUUCUUUGUUCCUGAAUCUUUUACGGCACAUUUAAAAAAUAAACAUGGGUCAUUCCUUUCAACCUAUAAAUGUCAUGUAUGCCGUGUUACUUGCCCAAAAGUGGAUCAAUUACUUGUGCACUAUAAAAUACACGGAUUUUACAAGUACCAAUGUUUGUAUUGUUUGAAUGGCUCUGACUAUUUCAGUGAAAUGCACAAUCAUCUGAGUACGUUUCAUUGUAACCGCUUACCUCAAGUUCUCGAACGAUCUCUUCCUUCUCAGCCUGUACGAAAUAAAGAUGUAAUAGACCAGUUAAUCAUAAGAACAUUAGAUGAUACAUUUAAAAUUACAGAAGAAAUAAUUGAUGUAGAAAAUGAAGGAAAAGACAAUAAUAAAGAAGUGGUAAUACAUGUUGCUAAUACGUCACCAUCUCACAAGAUACUCUGUCCACAAUUACCUAAAGAUGUAAUUAUGUUGAACAAAGAUGAAAACGGGACAUUAAAUAAAUCAAUAUGUAGCUUAUUUGGAACUAGCAACAAUACAACUAAUUCUCUUAGUGCUAACUUUUCACAUCAUGAAAAAUCAUUAAAUGAAAAUACCAAUGAUAGUGCCAUGAGUAAAAUGUUCGGAAAUUUGAUAAAUGAUACAGCAACACCAGUUUCAAAUAGAGAAUCCACAGAUAGAAAUUCUUUGGAUAAAUCCAAAAAGAUUAAUGCUCCAUCUGACAGAAGUUCCAUGGAACCAAUAGAACCUUCUAAUGGAACUUUUGAUUGUAGCGAUGAAUUUAUAAAUAUUAAUUUACUUGACAAUCCUGAUUUCUUGAAAAAAGUUAGCAACCAUCCUAGUGACAUAUCUAAAACAGAUAUUAAGAAUUCAACUGCUAAUGAAAGUAAAAUGGAAGAUAGUGACAUUGAAAUUGUAGAUAUUGAUGAUACUGAAAUUAUUUUAACAAAAAAUAUAAAAUCCGAGUCAAACAAAAAAGAGAGCAUUGAUGCAAGUGAAAAAUUAAAAAUGGAUACAGAAAAUGAUACAAAAGAACAAUCUUGCAAAGAUGUUAAAGAUGUUAAAGACGUUAAAGACGUGUCUAGUAAAACGAAUGAAAAUUCUAGUAAUAUCACGAAAACGGAUAAACCCUUGACAUUAGAGGAUAUCAAAGAUACUGGCAUUUCAGGUACAAAAUUAUACAAAUGUGGCUAUGAAGGAUGUAAAUAUAGUGGACAAACUGCAGCUCAUUUAAGACUACAUGCAAAAGAAUGUUCUUUCGGGGGCGGGAAUAAAAACUUGUCCUGUGUACAUUGUAAUAAACGUUUUUUAAAAAUCGGAUUUUUAUUAGAACAUUUAAAAUCACAUGGAUUAAAGCGAUUUGGCUGUUCGUUAUGUAAAAUGAGAUGCACGGUGGGUUACCAAGCGAUGGCGCACAUGAAGAUGAAACAUAAGUAUCCGUAUAGUAAAUUAGUGCCAGCUGAUCCAAAGAAUCCAUCCGUAGAUGGGUUAUUUAUUGUACAACCUAUUCGUCAAAAUGGAGAACGUAAAGGAAAGAAACGUAAAUCUAAUACCAAGACAACCGAAAAAAAAAUGGAAAAGACUGUAACGGAUAGCGAAAAAUUCACCUUUAGUCCAGAUGAAAUAGAGUCUCUACCGCGUCAAGCAAUUUACAAUCGUGAAGUACAAUGUGCAGUAUGCCCAUAUACGACAAAAGUUCGUAUGAACAUUAUUAGACAUCUGCAGUUGCACGCAAAAGACGAAAGUGUACCAGAAAGUGGUCCCGUUAAUCCUGUGCCUUGCUUAGAUAAGAAAGAGCGGAUGUUUGAUAAAAUGGUGAACUUAGCAAGUAGCUCCCACCAAAAUGGCCGAAUGGGAGGGAAACCGAAGGAGACUAACAAAAGUAAUGACGACGAAUUCAUUCCAAAAUUUGUACCAGAGCAUAAGAGAUACGUAUGUGGUGUAGCUGAAUGCAAUUAUUUAACGGUUGAUGAAGCGAUGUUGCGAUGUCAUUUAAAGGCUUUGCAUUCCGAAGAACAGUAUUUCCGGUGUCCUCAUUGUCCACAACCACCACCAGGUCAAGAGGGAUUAAAUAUAGCAAUUGAUAAAAUGGGUGUUCAUUUAAAAAUGCACGAUACCAGACUUUAUAAAUGUUCUCACUGCAAUCAUCAUCAUUACCAUAGACACAUUGUGGAAAGACAUCUUUCUGAUAAACAUCCCGAGAAAAGACCUUUUGUAAAAGUGAUUAGAGAGCUAGAAAACACAGAAAAUCAACAAUCUAUACAAGAAGAAAUUGAAGAGGAUGUUCCAGAUCCAGAUGGAAAUCACUGGAAAUGCAACAUCUGUGAUUAUAAAUGUGUUUAUAAAGCAGAAAUGGUUAACCAUACAUCUGUCACACAUGAUGAGAAAUGCCAAUAUAAAUGUAACUCAUGUUCCUUCAAAACUAGUAGCAAAAUCAUGUUUGAACAACAUAUAAAUAGCAAGCACCCUAAUGAAUCAAAUGUUGAUUAUGUUUUAAUUUAUCAACGAAUAAAAGGAGUGAAUAAAAAGAGUACUGAUAAUGUAGAACAAAGUGGACAAGAGGAACCUUUUGAUACUACUCCUCUUUGGAGAAGAGACAUGCCUCGAAUUAGACAUAUUCGCGGAAUCCUUCUUGAAGAAGAAGACGAAGUAUCAACAGAAUCUUCCUUGAAAGUAGGAAAACGGAAAAGUGAUGUAGAAUUACCAGCUGCUAAACCUACUAAAAUGAAGCCAGGGAAGUCUGGUUCAUUAGAUGACACGAAACAAGUGAAAGAGAAAUCUAAACGGUCGUUAUCUUGUGAUAAAGUAUUAACAGAAGUGGAAAAUACAAGUAACAUUCCUAAUAUGAUAGACAAACCCAAAGAAAGUAAGACUAAAUUAAUUGAAGAUAACGAUUUUAAUGAAUCGGAUGUCGGAAGAUUUGGUCCGUAUGGAAAAUCGGAUGGUAACAUGUAUGUCUGUACUUUGUGUACACAAUUUAAAACGAAAUACAAACAUGAUAUGAGAGAUCAUCUUUACAGAGAAUUAAAUUAUGCUAGAUGGCACUGUAAAGAAUGUGGAUACUUAUCCGUAAAUCGUAAUGCUUUAUUAAAACACUUUUCUAAACAUCAUCGCGGAGAACGUCCUAAUCACGAACCAUUAUCACCGGAUGAUGAUAUCGAAGAAUGGGUCGGAACAUUAUUGAAAAAGCAAACACUCAUGAUAAAAGGAUUAUUACCUAAACAAAAUGCAAGUAACACAGAAAAUUCUACAACCACUAAUGCGGGUGGAAGUGAUACUAAACCAUCUUUUGCUAAAGCUACCCAAGACACUGUUACUAAAACUACAAAAGCUACAAAUUUAACUGAUAAGUCUUCUAGCAAACAAGAUCAUAAAAGUCGAAGUACUGAAAUUAAUUUGGAAUCACAAGAUGAGGGUAGUAAAGAUAAUGCUGCUCCAAUUAUUGAUAUAAAGAAUGACAUUGUAUCGAGGAAAGAGAAAACUGGAAAAAUUGCUGAUGCUGAAAAAGCUGGACCACAAGGUCGAGAAAAACCAUUCACCUGCAAGCAUUGCAAAAUGACAUUUUUCCGAUGGCGUGGUUUUAAACUACAUAUACAAUUGAUACAUUUGAAGCGACUUGGAUUUAUUUGCCCUUAUUGUGAUCGUAGCACAAACUCGGAGAGUUUAAUGCGCCAACAUAUUCGUUCUAAGCAUCCCGGUUGCCCUGAAAAAAUAGUUGAAAAUCCAGCAGCUGAAGGGCCGGAUUUACCGGAAGAAUUUUGGCAACAGGAAUAUGGAAUCGUGUUCCCGAAAAGGAACAGAAAACGAAAGAGGAAGAUUAGCGGAGAAGAAAUUGUAGAUAAGAGCGAUAACCAAUUCCAAAUUGAUCCGCAAGAGAAGUGUAAUCUGUGCAACUUCACUGCUAUGAAUAUGACUGGUCUCAAAAUACAUAUGAGGAUACAUGCGACAAAAAAUACACUGAAAUGUUCUUAUUGUACUUUCACUGCAGCAUCAAAUUCAGAAAUCUGGGAACAUUGGGAAAUGAAUCACCCAUUUUCACCAUUCAAAGUUGAAGACAUAUCACCACCUGAAUCGUCCAACGAAUCUACAGAGAUCGAUCCCGAUAAGAAAACUAUUGCUGACGAUUAUAGCAAUGAUAUAGAGGAGGAACACGUCUCUGAUGUAAGAGAGGAGGAAUCAAUUUAUUAUUGUUUUUAUUGUUCUUUCCGUAGUAAAUCUUUGGAUAUGGUUCAAAAUCAUUGGAACAUAGUGCACAAUGAUUCGACAUUACAGAAUGAUUCUACUAAAGCGAAGUCGAACUAUCCAUUUAGAUAUAAAGAAAUACGCGUGUCUUCGGAAAAAUCGCUCAUAAAAGCUCAAUGCUCAAAAUCGCAAACGGAAAGUCCGUACGAAUUAUAUUUACAGCAAUCGCAUAAUGACGUGCAGGAAAUCGAGGCUCUUGGAUCGAAAGAAGAGGGAUGGAUUUGUCAAUGGUGUAAUGAAUUAUGUGAUACCGAGGUUAAAAUGAAAACUCAUCAUAGUAUGUUCCAUUCACAUUUACCAUUAAACUUUAAAAAACAGGAAAACACAAAAAUGUCUCGAGGAUACAUUUGCCCCGAAUGUUCAUACACCACAACAUUUAUUAAUGUAAUGAAAAAUCAUGUGUCAAAACACAUCAAUUUAUUCAAAUGUAAAUACUGUGACAAAACUUUUAGCUGUCCAGCUGAAGUUUCAUCACAUAAUACUGAAGAGCAUCCUGACAUGGAAUUGAAAAUAGAAAGCAUACAGAAUUAUGAAGAAUUAGUUGAGAAGAUCAUGGUUAAAGUCAAAUGGCAAAAAUCUGGGCAGAGUACAGAUAAAAGUGAAGUUUCAGUAGAAUCAACAUCGAAAAAUGCAGUAGCGAAAAAGUCUACAACCAAAAGUGCAUUUCGUGCAAAUGUUAUUCCUCAUAGAAUAAAGGCGGUAGCAAGAAAAUCGACCAAUCCUCAUUCAAGAUAUCUUGCCAGUAACAAAAUUAAUGACAAACAACAAGAAAUGAAAAGCAAACAAUUUUCCUAUUAUGGCAUUCCUAGAAGUCCAGUUAAUUUAGCCAAAUUGAACACGUACAUGGUAGUUGGCGGGCAUCGAAUGAAAGUAAACUGUACUACUCUUGCACAGUUAAUUAACAUCAACCCGAAGAUAGUAUUGAAAGAUCUCAAGCACGAUAUUAAAAAUAUCGCAACACUUAAAAAAUUGAAAUAACGAAUGGAAAUAUAAAGGGAAAUUUAUUCCCCGAUUUUUCGAGUCUUAAUAUAAACGAACAGUGUAUAAAUAUUUAUUGCGUAACCAUUAUUGGUACGACGAUCAACAGUAACCAAAGUAACUCACGGUAUUAUUUGCUUUUCUGUGACGUUAUACUUAGCAGAUGAUUAUGAAUUUUUCUAAAAUUCCUUAUUCCCUCCUCGUAUUGUGAUGAUACGAGAAAUAUGUAUAGAAU
Molecule: messenger RNA, 14205 nt
Organism: Eufriesea mexicana
Lineage: Eukaryota; Metazoa; Arthropoda; Insecta; Hymenoptera; Apidae
Exons: 14
Coding region: 255-13970 (4571 amino acids)
Biological process (GO): positive regulation of transcription by RNA polymerase II
Cellular component (GO): nucleus
Source: RefSeq, a predicted model, not a curated record